This is a messenger RNA of Paramecium primaurelia, 1137 nucleotides long. The record is from the annotation of a GenBank genome assembly. Lineage: Eukaryota; Ciliophora; Oligohymenophorea; Peniculida; Parameciidae.
AUGAAUAAUAAGGAAGAAAUUGUAAUUGGAUAUUUAGAAUAAACAGAUGAUAUCCUUAAUAUAGAUGAUGAAUUACCUUCUUAUGCAAAUGGAUUACCUGUAGAAAAUAUUAAUUAAAUUUUAGUAUUUUUUAGAGAAUGAAGAUAAGUUUGAACCAAUUAAAUGUUAAUAAUGCGGAAAUCAAAUGAAAAUGUUACUUUAAGUAUUAUUCUAAUUAUACUUUUAAGAUAUAUGCUCCAUUAAAUAAGAAACAUGCUUCUUUUAGAGAAAUUUAUGUAUUUCUUUGCUUAAAUGAAUAAUGUUCUAAAAAUAAUAGUAGUGUUAGAGUUUUUAGAAUGUAAUCAUAAUAAAAACCUUAACUUUUGUAAUCUAAAAAUAAAGAGUAUAUACUUUCUCCAUAAAAUAAAUCAUUUAUAAUUGAUACUGAGAUUAUAAGUGCUAAAGAGAAUAACAAUGAACUUUAAGUAGCUGAAGAAUUAUUACCAACUAAUUUUGAUGAUGAAGAUAAAGAUGUAGAUUUAAAGAAUGUUAAAUUUGAUAAUGAAAAUAAAAUAUAUGAAAACUAUUUAAAGAGUACAGAAGAAAAAGAAGAUAUUAAUGAACUAGAUGGUUUAGAGUAAGAUCAACAAAAUAAUAUUGAUGGUUGUUUUCUUAUUUAUUAACAGUAUUUGUAAAAACAUAUAAUUUAGUUUUCUAACAUAAUAUCCAAAUCAUAUUGUGAGAUAUUGUUUUGAUUCUUAAAGUAAACCAUUAUGGUUUAGUGAUAAAAAACAACCAUAAAUUGAUUCAAAAUGUCCACAUUGCAAAAAGAAUAAGAUAUUCGAAUUCUAAAUUAAUAAUUCUAUUCUUACUUACUUUCCUGAAUUGUAUAACUUAGAAUGGGGAGCAUUAUAUAUUUACAGUUGUCCUUCAAGUUGUUAAGUUGGUGGUUAAAUACUAAUUGAAGAGACAAUAUAUGCUCAUUCAGAUGAAUAAGAAUUUAUUAGUCCUAAUUUAAAAGUAGAUCCAAAUACAAAAUUAGUCAGCAUUAAUACAAAUAAAUCGAAUAAAUAGAAAUAAUAAAUAUAAUAAUAAUAAUAAUAAUAAUAAAUUCAAUAAAAGAUAGAUGAAAAAGAUGAAGAAGAUGAUGAUUGGUGA